This is a messenger RNA of Diprion similis, 1988 nucleotides long. It is a transcript of the gene geminin, whose product is annotated as geminin. Bases 177 to 701 code for a protein of 174 amino acids. The record is from RefSeq and is a predicted model, not a curated record. Gene Ontology annotation, biological process: negative regulation of cell cycle; negative regulation of DNA replication. NCBI's taxonomy places the organism in Eukaryota, Metazoa, Arthropoda, Insecta, Hymenoptera, Diprionidae. The transcript is spliced from 5 exons. Gene Ontology annotation, cellular component: nucleus.
AUCAGUGUUUGUGGCGCUGAAAUUUUGUUUGAAUCCAACGGUUGUGGAUUUCGGUUCAACGAAAAAUAGACGGCAAAGGAGGUAAAUAGGGUUCAAGAUUACCGAAAUCUUCAUAAAUUUAAGUUUCUCAUCCCACGCAUGAAAACACCGCAUUUUUGAGCCGCCAAACUUGCAUCAUGAAGCCCGAUGGCACCACCAAAGUAUCUGCCGCCAAAACCGCGAUUUCAGAGGAUACAAAGGUAAGGAAAUCCUUACAUGUUUUGCAGCCAGCUGCAAGGGAUAAGGAGAACUUGGUCGGCGCCGGCAGAACGCUCAGGUCUACAGCUUCUGGAAAAGAUCUUGUAAAAAAUGAAAUGUCUGAGAAGACUGCAAAAAUUGAAGCAGUAAAGCGCAAAAAAGUUUAUCACAAAGGAAUCCAAACGACUGAAGAAAAAAUCAAGGUAUCAGUUGAAGACCUUACUUCUGAAGCUGGACCGAGUGAAAAUUAUUGGGAAGUAUUGGCAGAACGCCGACGUAUUGCGCUAGAAGAUGCCCUGGAGGAGAACAGUGCCCUAACUGAACGUAUUGCUAAAUUAGAAGAAGAAAAUCGCGUCUGCAAGGAAAUGUUGGACGAGACUAGAGCACUAGUCGAAGUAUUGCAGGAAAUGAUUGGCGAGGAUGGAAACGGUAUUAACAACUCGUUAGACGAUAGCGCUCUGUGAACGUAAUAUGCUUAGAUUAUUGGACUGUUGAGCUAGGGUGUGUGAUCUUGUUUUUCAAUUAUGAUUUAUUACAAUGCUGCAUAACCUCGAAACAUAUCAGCAUUCGUUAUUCGAAUCUACUCCUCGAUUACCAGCCUUUUAGUUGUAUCGAAGAUAGCAGAACUUGAUGAAUUUGGUUUUAAUAUGAUAGAUUGGACGAAUAUCUGAAAUUUGAAUUUCACGUCGCGGAAAAACUACUGGAAAGUUGAAAUAGAUAUUUGUCUCUGUUCAUUAUUUUCUGCCAAACACGCAGCUACUGUGAUCCUAAGCAUAAUUCAUGGAUCAGAUACCUCAUUUUAUUGUUCAUAUACUUUCAUAUACGAUUUUUCCCAAAGCAAAAGAUGUAAACAACUUGAAUAGUCUAUAAACUGCUAUUUAUGAUAAGACUAGGUAGCAUUAAGCACAUUAACUCUUUUUCAUUUUUCUAUUUUGUUAUAAUUUACUGAUACGACUGGCUAAUACGUCUACUUUUAUUCUAAACAGUAUAAUUAAACGUAGCAUAAAGUAUCAUUUUUAUUUUUGUACCAUUUAUAGAAUUAAACCAUAGGUACUCUUUGUCAUUUAAUAUAUAAUAAUAUAAAUGUGGAUUUCACGGCAAUAAUUCAUCAAUCAAUGUUGAUUUCUAAAAGUAAAAAAAUACGUUGAUUUGAUACUUCUCGCGAACUAUUUCCUGAUAUCUAUAUUAUAAACAUAAAAUAAAUAUAAGUAUAAUGUAAAAUGUAAAAUCUUGUGAAAUAAAAUUAUAAAACAGGAUUCAACGUAACUAUGAAUGGUAACAAAAAUCACAAAGCGUUGGUACAAAUCACUUUUCUAAGUUCAAUUGCGAUAUUACACAAUUCGUGUAAAUAUUUUACGAAUCUUCUUUGUUUUCGACAAGUAUGACAUUUAUUUUUCAUUUCUUAUCCGGUCACAAUUGUAAUUGGAAAUUUAAAUCCAAUUUUGAAACGGGUGAAGAAAUUUAACAGCAAUUACUGAUGAGGGAAAGCUUUGAAAAAAAAGGAUAGUAAAAAUAGUUUUAUCUUGUUUAAAUAAUCCUAUUGUACUGUCAUCAAAUUUCUUUUGUGAUACGCAGCUUGAACGCAAUUCUACUAUUAACUAUUGCACAGAGAGAAUCAUCUCUUUCUAUUUUCAAUAAUUUUGAACAGCGAUUGAAUUUUUUUUUAUGAACAAUAAAUACAUUCGCAUUGAAGAUCUACUUGCAUUUUAAUUGUUACACUACGAAUCGCUACUGUUACAUACAAAAUCAUA